This is a messenger RNA of Podospora bellae-mahoneyi, 1098 nucleotides long. RefSeq names its product 5'-flap endonuclease. The record is from RefSeq and is a predicted model, not a curated record. Gene Ontology annotation, cellular component: nucleus. The transcript has a single exon. The coding region runs from base 1 to 1098 and encodes 365 amino acids. NCBI's taxonomy places the organism in Eukaryota, Fungi, Ascomycota, Sordariomycetes, Sordariales, Podosporaceae. Gene Ontology annotation, biological process: poly(A)+ mRNA export from nucleus.
AUGACGGAGCAGUCUUUGCCACCACCGCCGACCAAGGCGCCAGAGCCCAUGAGGGAAGCAUCACCACCAACGCCGGGGGCGGAUGAACAAAGACAUACUGGCAAUAGUAUAUUUGACACCACCGAUUCAUCUGCAGGGACCGGGUCAGAAGCGCAUGCUCCGCCAAAGUUCCAUAUCGCCAACGCCGUGGUCGAACAAAUUCCCGAGCCGAAUGACGCAGAUUGGGAUGACUAUAUUGACUUUGACCUUCCACCAUCCAACCAAGAGCAUCACGAAUUCUUGUUGACACAGUUGAGCAGCCCACAGCUCGCGCAUUCGCCCAUCACUCCAAAUCUACAACCAGCAUCCCCAUCCAGUAAACCCACCGCCGACCCGUUUAUUCGGUUGCAAUCCGGGCCUAUGGCUCCAUCUAGACCAAAGUAUGAGCUCUUCACCGAUGCCCAGCUAGCACGAGAUAUCUCCAAGUUUGGGUUCAAACCUGUAAAGAAACGUUCAGCCAAGAUUGCGCUUCUUGACCAGUGUUGGGCAAGCAGGGUCCAGUCAGCCACAGGAGGCGCGGCUACCAGUGUGCGGACCAUAUCCACCACCACCUCCCAAGCUGCCUCCAAACCGAGCAAGGCUGCUGCGACGAUCAGUCCACGAGGUCGACCAAGGAAGAAUUCGGGCACGGCAGCACCAUCAGCUGAUUACAGUAGUCUGAAGGUCCCGGAGCUGAAGAAGCUGUUACAGGAGCGUAGCCUCAAGCAGUCAGGGAAUAAGCCAGACCUCAUCGCCCGUCUUCAAGAUUAUGAUAUGCAGAGGAAGACAUCUGCCGGUCUCGCAUCUCCACGGGGAAGGCCACGCAAAGAGACGGGAAGCUCCCCGAAAAGAACCAAGCCCCGUGAAAAAUCUCCUGCAAGACGAGCUACCUCUCCAAGGUGUAGUAGAUCGCCUGCAACAACGCCACGUCGAAGUAAACCACAAGGCAGGGAUGGAGUGAUUGAGAUUCCCGACUCGGAUGCCGACUCUGAUCUAGAUGAUCCCAUACUCUCGUCCCCGCCUUCAGCUGCAAGACGUGCUCGACCAGCAGAUGAAGACAUGUUUUCUUCUCCCUGGUAG